This is a messenger RNA of Acipenser ruthenus (sterlet), 4291 nucleotides long. Its product is annotated as sentrin-specific protease 6-like. The record is from RefSeq and is a predicted model, not a curated record. NCBI's taxonomy places the organism in Eukaryota, Metazoa, Chordata, Actinopteri, Acipenseriformes, Acipenseridae. The transcript is spliced from 24 exons. Gene Ontology annotation, cellular component: cytoplasm; nucleus. Gene Ontology annotation, biological process: regulation of kinetochore assembly; regulation of spindle assembly; protein desumoylation. The coding region runs from base 415 to 3762 and encodes 1115 amino acids. Gene Ontology annotation, molecular function: SUMO-specific endopeptidase activity.
GUAGCACAAGACGUCGGUUAGUCGGAGGGUGACAGUUUAGCUACUUGGCCCCGGAGUUAGAUUGAAUUUAUCCACUUCCACAUUUAAAGCGAACACGCACGAAUUUUGAGAAAAGCAGCUAAUGUCAUAGGAGAUACUUAGACCGACCGAGACGUAACCGAACACAUUAAUAUAGUGGUAAUACAUGAAAGCAGUAUUGAGAGGCUGUCACUGUCAGCCCCCUUUCCUUAUGCAUAGCAUUAACUAUAUCAAUAUAGUGACAAAAUAACAGUCAAAACGCAAGAAAGGAAGCCCGGGUCGCGCUGGUGGCAGACAGAAAAACAAGAACCAUCGCAAAGUCAGCUGAGGCACGACGAGAGCACCGAGACAGGAUUUGGUGUUCAGAAUCACUGGACACAACGAAAUUGACUAAAUAUGGCCCACGAACAAAGCCUCUUUUUUCAAGCUCUGGAUAGAUCGCAAGCCAAGAAAGAUGGAGGUUAUAAGCAAAACUGGAGUUUUGCCAAUCCAAAUGAGAGUGAAGGAGAAACAGAAAAUGAUGAAGCAAACUUGUUGAGUAUGGAUGACAGCAGUGGGAUCGACAGCCCAGAAGAGAAGGUAAGAAAAUGCCAACAGCCUUCCCUGGAAUCAUUUUGCAACUCUGAGUCUCUGAAGACAUACGAAAGAAGAGCCACAAAGCAUUUAAGACCUCUCAAAGGAAAUGCCCUUGGUCUAAACAUGCUAGGACCUGGCAAGAAACUUGGUGAAAAUCCCCAGGCUGUAACAUCACCAGCAGUCAACAGCAGAACCAAGUUUAUCCUUGUAACUCCUCCACCAACUGGCACUGUUGUGCAGGGACGUCGCUUCCAGCAUGCUAAUGCACAAGCUGUCAUAAAAACCCCAGCCCAAAGUCUUGAUCUGAAGGAAAGAAAAGAAUACCCCCCUCAUGUCCAAAGACUGGAAUUGGACAGCAUAAUUCUGACUUGUCCAGAGAGUACAGAAAAUAGUAACCAGGUAUCAGAAGGGGAAAUUAAAAGGCGGAUUCAGCAAAAGCGACGACCUUCGUCCGAGGAAUUAGACCCUGAUGUCUACUUAACACUCUGUGGAAAUUGUAGCAAGCCAAGUGAAGAUCACGUGAACUGUGAAAACUGCGGGCAGUCUCUCUUGCAGAAUGCAACAAGUUGCAUAAAUAAUACUGUCAAAGUAACUGAAACUGCAGGACAUCUCUCUCGACCGCCAAUUCAUGCACUUUCUGCAGGACCAAAACAUUUACCCCAAGGUAUUCCUAGCAGGAGUUUUUACAGUGCAAAUAUGACUGUGAAUUCACCAAUGAUGGAUGUAGUAAUGACUCCUCCAGCACGCACUACCAGAGGCAACCUUGUGCAUCCCAACGGGAGAGCUGAACUGGCUGGAGGAACAAGCACUUCAUCAAAGAUGUCAAGAAGCAGAAAGCACCCUGUAUCCAAACCACUUGAACCGAACGAUCCAAUUGUGUUGUCCAGUGAUGAGGACGAGGAAACAGACAAUGCCAGCACAGGCAGUGUGAGCAGGAUGGAUAGCGAGUCUCCUCGCCCCGCAGACUCGGCACACUCCUCUCCAGCACCCUCUGGUGGAAAAGUUGAGGCAGCUGUGAAGGACAACACCAAGCAAGCCGAACAGGCAACCAGUGACAUCUUUACAGAGAUCGACAUCAGAAUACCAAUACCAAGAAAAGCACGAAUGAAAGACCAGUUUGGUAACAAUGUCCCUGACAACGUCAUGAGCAAACGUCGUAAAGUUGUUCAGAUACAACCUGGUGGCCUGCAUACCAAAUUAGAAAGCAUCAUUUUGGAUUGUCGAAGCAUACGGAUAGGAUCACUGCGCAGAAUGGUGACUGAACCAGUCAUUUUUACCCUAGAGUACAUCAAAAUUGAUACUGAAGCUCCUACAGAGGAUGGUGUGCAGCAGGUUAUGCUGAGAACAUCAGAACUCAUCCACUGUGAGUGGUGCUCAGCCAAAAAGUUGCCAGUCCUCUUUUUCCAAACCACACCAGGAGCCUGUUUGAGUCUACAGACACAUUUGAAAAUGUCCAGGGAGAACGGAGGGGUGUGGUAUGAUUGCAAAGGAGCCAGUCCUGAUGAACAAUACAUUGUCUUGAUUUUUGAGAAUGGGUUAUCUGCACAGGAGCACACUAUAUUGGAAGAAAUACUUCAAGCAAUUGGCACAGCUAAUAAAAUAAGUGACUUUUUGGUGAAAUUAAAAUUUGAAGAAGCAAACAGAAGGCUAGUGCGAUUUAAUAAAAGCUAUGUGGAAAAUUCUCAAAAGGACAAGCAGGCUCCUGACUCGAGCGUGCAGCCACGCACCAUUGCAACACGUCUUCAAACUUCAGCACACCAAUUCUUUGAGGAUGAUGAAGAAAUGGCAGAUAUGCACACUGUCUUUACAGGCCCAGUUCAAAAAUUAAUAGUGUAUCCGCCGGCCCCUGCCAAAGGUGGUAUUUCUGUCACAAACGAGGAUCUCCACUGUUUAAAUGAAGGAGAAUUUUUAAACGAUGUCAUCAUUGAUUUUUAUUUGAAAUAUCUGGUCCUUGAGAAGUUAAAGAAAGAAGAUGCCCAGAGGAGUCAUGUGUUCAGCUCGUUCUUCUACAAGAGGCUCAAUCAGAGAGAGAGAAGAAACGUUCAGGACACGGCUAACCUCACAAUACAGCAGAGAAAACACAAGAGAGUGAAAACCUGGACUCGCCAUGUGGACCUUUUUCAAAAGGAUUUCAUUUUCGUCCCUAUAAAUGAAUCAGCCCAUUGGUUUUUGGCUGUCAUUUGUUAUCCUGGUUUAAGUAGCCCUCAGCAUGAACCAAAUCCUUUGUACAAGUGUCCACCGAUAAUGAUGAACAGUUCCACAACAGAAGAGAGCAAUGUUUCAUCUCCAGAUGAACCGGAUAAUACAGCAGGAAGACUUCAUUCCACGCAGGUGUUUAACCCUCCAAAGACACCCAGUAAAGCACCUGUCCUAGCUGCUAUAGACACAAGUACAGACAGUGACUCUAAUAGAGGUAUUUUCAAAGAAGGAAACUGCAGUGGCAAUAUGUCGGAGGAAGACAAGACUGUGACCGACGAACCAGAAAUGGCAGAGAACAGCACUAAAGGAGUAAACGGGGCACUGGUUGAACAAGCAAAAACUUGUCUACAUUAUAAAGAUGGCUUGCAAAGGAUCAGGGUUAGUUACAGUCCUGCAAUAAACAGAGAUGAUGACACGUUCGCAUUUUCUGAUGAUCAGGACUCCAGCCAGGAGGAAGGCAGUGAUGAUGGUGCUUUUGCUGAUGACCCAAUGAAUUCUGCAGAAAGUAGACACUGGCACUUGAGGCCCACCAUUUGUAAGCAACCAUGUAUUCUGAUUAUGGAUUCGUUAAGAGGCCCUACCAGAUCAAAUGUGGUGAAGACAUUACGAGAGUAUUUGGAAGUUGAAUGGGAAGCAAGAAAGGGAAGUAAAAGAAGUUUUCCUAAGGAGUUAAUGAGGGGUUCCAGUCCUCGAGUCCCACAGCAAGACAACUUCAGUGACUGUGGUGUUUAUAUCCUGCAGUAUGUGGAGAGUUUCUUUGAGAAUUUAAUCCCGAGUUUUGAUCUGCCGAUGAACCUGACCGAUUGGUUUCCCCAGCACCGAAUGAAGAAAAAACGGGAAGAGAUCAAAGAGCUAAUUCUGAAACUACAGGAACAGCAGCAAACAGACAGGAUGGGGCAGACAGAUCCUGGAACAGAAGCAUUAUCAGAACUAGUUCCAGAGAACACCAGUGCUAGCUGCUCUGACUGAAAUCUGCUUGUACACGUGCUAUUGCUACCCAAGCAUGUGGAACUCUUCUCAUCUUUAAUUACAGCAGCAGAGUCCUCCUGGAAGCUGCAUGGGAGUACAUGUGCUAGUGCUGCCCAAGCAUGUGAAACUCUUCUCAUCUUUAAUCACAGCAGCAGAGUCCUCCUGGAAGCUGCAUGGGAGUACAUGUUCUAGUGCUGCCCAAGCAUGCGGAACUCUUCUCGUCUUUAAUCACAGCAGCAGAGUCCUCCUGGAAGCUGCAUGGGAGUACAUGUUCUAGUGCUGCCCAAGCAUGUGGAACUCUUCUCAUCUUUAAUCACAGCAGCAGAGUCCUCCUGGAAGCUGCAUGGGAGUACAUGUUCUAGUGCUGCCCAAGCAUGCGGAACUCUUCUCAUCUUUAAUCACAGCAGCAGAGUCCUCCUGGAAGCUGCAUGGGAGUACACAUGCUAGUGCUGCUGGGUCUUUUCUUUUUUAAAUAGUUUUGUCAAAUUCCAAAAUAUUGUUAAAUAAAGUAUGUACAUAUGUUAAUGUU